Penicillium atrosanguineum is the source of this 681-nucleotide messenger RNA. Its product is annotated as LITAF-like zinc ribbon domain-containing protein. Gene Ontology annotation, molecular function: zinc ion binding. The record is from RefSeq and is a predicted model, not a curated record. Bases 1 to 681 code for a protein of 226 amino acids. The transcript has 3 exons. Lineage: Eukaryota; Fungi; Ascomycota; Eurotiomycetes; Eurotiales; Aspergillaceae.
AUGGUCGAGUCUAACGAGCAUACCGAGAACAAGCUACCGAACAGAGACAGUGAAGGCCUCAUUCCUGUCGAAGCACCUCCACACUCAGGCAUUAGUCCCGUGAGCCCGCCCGACUCAGAAAUCAUCCAUCCAGCUUCAUCCGUUGGUACAGGUCCCCUGGUAUCAGCGGUCUCGGAGAAGCCUCCAUUGCACGGCGACUACGAUGCGCCAACCCCCAUCUACCCCGACGAACCAGCUAAAUCAUACCAGGGACAACAUCAACCCGAUCAAUCAAAUGGCGCACUGGCUGGCCAGUAUCCGGUGAACUCGCCAUCUGAUUCCAAGGCAUACCCUGGUCAACCGAGUCCGCAUCCUCAACAGCCGGGCAUGUACUAUACACCCUAUGGUCACCCGAGCGGAUAUGCUACAGCCACGCCCUUGCAUUCGCUUCUAUCAGCACCAUGUCCGGUGGACUGCCCCUGCUGUGGAAAGCGAGAGAUGACGAGGACUGAGGCGGUUAGUGGCGGGACGACACAUGGUUGGGCUGCUAUUCUUUGCUGCUGUUGCUGUCUUGGGUGCAUUCCUUACUUGAUGUCUUCACUCAAGGAUGUCGACCACUACUGCGGCGCGUGUAAUGCCAAAAUCGCGAUUUGGCACAAUAGUGGCCGUAUUGAGGUGUUGCAGAACGGACAGAGGAAUUAA